AUGGUGGCAGGUACAACUUUGUCUAAAAAUGCAGAUUCAUGGGAGUGGAAGGCUGGCGAGUCCAAAAUUUUCUCUGUGAAGAGCGAUUUAAUGGAUAAUAAUUUGGAUAUCCAUAAUCAUAUGGGGGAUUUUUCAUUGGGUGAAAUGGGUUCAAUUAAAGCGAAUUGUUUCGUUUGGAGCUGUGGAUCAUUCAUUGACUAUCAGAGAAAUGACGUAAUCCCUUUCAUAUUACUCCGGACUCCACUUUUUGAGUUCUCGAAACAGGCUGAACCACCGGCUGAUACGACGGUGACGGCGAAGGCGAAGUCAAGGCAUAAAAUUAGGGUAGUAUCCUUGGAGUAG
Molecule: messenger RNA, 342 nt
Organism: Lactuca virosa
Lineage: Eukaryota; Viridiplantae; Streptophyta; Magnoliopsida; Asterales; Asteraceae
Source: the annotation of a GenBank genome assembly